GGCCUUGCGUGGCACACCGACGACACCACCCUGCGAGCCAAGUUCGAGGAGUUUGGCCAUGUUGAAGAAGCCAUCGUCGUGAAAGAUCGCGACACGGGACGAAGCCGUGGGUUUGGGUUCGUCCGUUUCGCCGCCGAACCGGAGGCGGAGGCGGCGAUCCAAGCGAUGAACAAUGUCGAAUUCGAUGGACGGAUGAUUCGAGUCGACAAGGCGUCCGACAAGUCUUCGAACCGG
Messenger RNA from Eremomyces bilateralis CBS 781.70, 234 nucleotides. Its product is annotated as RNA-binding domain-containing protein. The annotation marks the transcript as partial. The record is from RefSeq and is a predicted model, not a curated record. Gene Ontology annotation, molecular function: RNA binding. Lineage: Eukaryota; Fungi; Ascomycota; Dothideomycetes; Eremomycetales; Eremomycetaceae. The transcript is spliced from 3 exons.